AUGACAGAGAAACGUAAUGAAAUAAAAAAUAAAAUCUCUGAAUUAUUAGUUAAAACUGGUGAACGUGAAAGAUUACGUGAAUUUGUUGAAAAUAAACUAAUUGAAACUGGUUGGAAUGAAAAAGUUAAACAAGCCUGUAAAGAUUAUAUACGCACAAAAGGUGUGGAUAAUAUCACUGUAGAAGAAGUUGUCCAAGCGAUAACACCAUCAGCCCGACAAACUGUACCAACUUCAGUGAAACAGGAUGUUUUAGAAUUAUUAAGAAAAUUUCUUGUUCAACAUGAUAUUGAUGUUUAA
Molecule: messenger RNA, 297 nt
Organism: Trichobilharzia szidati
Lineage: Eukaryota; Metazoa; Platyhelminthes; Trematoda; Strigeidida; Schistosomatidae
Source: the annotation of a GenBank genome assembly